GCGACGAAAUACAACUAGUACAAGAUGAUUAUUUGUAGAAUACUAUUAAUUGUAACAUUCACGAUUGGAAAAUCAGUGGUAGCGAUUCAAAGAACACAAGCUAUCGACUGCUUCCGUCAAAGUUUUCAAUUAAGGUUCUUUAAACCACGACUGUACCAAGCUAUUAUCGUUUACGGAGAUUCCAACGAAACUUCAGCAUCUAUGAAGGAAGUUAUUGACUACAUAUGGACGGAGGUACCGUCCAUAAAAUUGAACGACAGCACCGCAUUCAAUAACUACACCUCUCUGUCCUUGUUGAAUAUAAUUCAAAUCGGAUGUACCAGCAAUUUAUUCGUUUUCGUAUCUAGAUCGAAUCUGUCAUACAUUCUAAACUCCAUAAAUUACGCCUUUGAAAGUGUACACUGGUCGAUGCAUCGACAAAAAUUCUUGAUUGUAACUUCCUCAGAAGUGCGUAGUAGAGAAAUUCUCAAGUACGCCUGGACGAAGUGGCAACUCUUGGGUCUGACUAUUUUUAUAACUACAGACCAUACCAUACACCAGUACAACCCAUUUACAGACAAAUACGAAGUAAAUACCUGCGCAAAGGACAUUGACUGGUUUCCGGACAAACUGAAUAAUCUACAGAGUUAUACCUUGACAGUUCACGUACAGCACGAUCUACCCUUCUGUCACGUUGAACGUAACGAAACGGGUCACGUGAUCGCGAUAGGUGGUACUGAGUUUAAGAUCAUUGAAUUGCUGGCCAAGAUGAUGAGUUUUCGAAUACGAUUUCUGGUUCGCUCUGGUCCUCGGUUCUGCAAUAAUGGAACUGCAGACACCAACUACUGUCUUCACGAGCUCAACCGUCGUCGGGUUGAUUUCUUUGCUAACCAUCGACCUUCUAAAUACGUAAUGCGAACCUUGAUGCUCGCGACCUUCAGCCGAGCACUUUUCAUCAGUGUGGCUUGUCCAAUAAUACCAGUUCUGUAUGAACCCAACAGCAGCCGAAAAUACGCAGGACUGAUGGUCGGUACGGUGGUUUUAUUAUUCGUCAUCACGCGUGUUAGGUUUAGCAAGAGGCUAGAUCGGCGUAUUUGGACGGUGGACAAUAUGAUCAGGAUAUUCCUAAACUUUCCAAUCGACCGGACGGUCAAUAGGUCUGUUGACCGGGUCUUGUUCGUUAGCCUGACCGUCGCCUCGAGUAUUUACACAACGAUACUAUUCAAUGAAUUCAUGAGCAACGCCUUGGAGAUCGAGACGGAGGUCGAGUUCAACGACUUUUGGGAAUUCAAGAAGUGGGGUAUCACUCCGCUGACCGAUUACUCGGUUGCUCCUACGAAUCACUGGAUCUCGUACGGCCCUGGGGCAAGCGACGGAACGAACGCAAGUCACUGGGGCACUAAAGAGAAUUGUCUGGAGCGGUUGAGCCUCUACAAAAAUGUGAGCUGUGUGAUGGGCCAGAUAGAGGGCCAAGGCGAGGUCUUGUACGACACGUCCAUCAGAAACAAAAGAGGUGAGAAGCCCAGUAUGAAGGCGAUGAAGCGAUGCCUCUGGUCAAGCAGGGCCUCGAUUACCAUGCGCAAGGGUUCGCCCUACGUCGGAAGCAUAAACAUCAAUAUCGAGCGUAUAAGGCAGUCAGGCCUCGAUGUGAGGAUGCUCAGAGAGGAUCUCUGGCGACUAACGUUCAACAGCUCCAACAGCGGCAGUGACAAGGAGAGGGCGCAACUGAGCCCCAAGUACAUGUCCUACGUUCUUUUGAACCUAGGCUGGCGGUUGUACUUCCUGAACGCGCUGAUCUUUCUGCUGGAGCUGCUACUCCACAAAGUCAUCUGGUAUAACAAGAAGUGCGAGGAGAUGCGUCGCAAGCUACUGACACUGAGGGUCACCUCAUAACAACAUCGCUGGUCUAUUCAGCGCAGCAAAGGGCACGGCCACGUACAACUCGACGUCCUUGUGCAUGCGCGAGGAAAUUGGCCCGAUGUCGCUUCGUUUAGUGCUUUGUGCAUGAGUAUCGAACGCGAAAUUACGGGUUCGGGAGCUUACACGCGUGGCUAUCGACUCGUCGACGCUUGAGGGAAUGUUUGUGUAGCGCUUGCGAAGACUGUGUGUAAUCGGCCUUUGCGACUCGAGGCUGUUGCCAUUUUCGGUGAUUUUUUUUUUUUUUUUUUUUUUUUUUUUGGAAGCUUAUCGAGCAUAUAAUACACCGAGUGGCUUUGAUUACGCACACACUGAAAAUGACUUUGUUGGAAAAUUCAUUUCCGUCUUCUACGCGUGAAUUUCCAGUUUAUAAUUUUUCCUAAUCACUUGCUGUCACAUAAAUAUCCACGAAGUCUGUCCACGAAAAAUGUAUCCGAGUGAAAGUGUACAGGAUUUAAAAAGAAGUUGUAUCCAAUCGAAUAAAAAUACCGCAAAAGAAGAUAAAAUUGCUUAUUCCCCGCUCUAAGCAGAAAAAUUUCACCAACUCCGUUCUCACUUCCGAAAAUUCCACGGCGUUACGUCGAGCGACGACUUACGACGCUUGUGGGACUUCUGCCACGCACUUGCGGGGACAAGGUCGAGGUCGCCGAUCGUCUUCCAUCCACACUUACACACACACACGUAUAUACCGGAUCAACGGACUCGCGGCCGUUUUCCUCGCGGCUUGAUAUCGAGACACUCGAGC
Nasonia vitripennis (jewel wasp) is the source of this 2641-nucleotide messenger RNA. RefSeq lists its product as uncharacterized. The transcript has a single exon. The record is from RefSeq and is a predicted model, not a curated record. The coding region runs from base 25 to 1872 and encodes 615 amino acids. NCBI's taxonomy places the organism in Eukaryota, Metazoa, Arthropoda, Insecta, Hymenoptera, Pteromalidae.